Molecule: messenger RNA, 656 nt
Organism: Alternaria alternata
Lineage: Eukaryota; Fungi; Ascomycota; Dothideomycetes; Pleosporales; Pleosporaceae
Exons: 2
Coding region: 1-618 (205 amino acids)
Source: RefSeq, a predicted model, not a curated record
AUGUACUCGCCAACUGUUCCAGAACGUGUACAAUACUACGACCGUAGCAUCAUGCUUAUGGAUCGCCUCGCAGCAAUCUCACAGCGGAACCAUCGAAGGUGCCCCCUCCUCCGUCUACCAGCAGAGCUUCGCAAUAAAAUAUACGAAUACGUUUUCCUCUCCCACCCUGUCCGCCCCUUCCGCGAGCAUAGGGAGUGGCCCCAUUGGGCAUACCCUAGGUCGCAGUUGAACCUACUUGAGACGUGUCGUCAAAUCUACUUUGAAGCCAAGCUCUUCCCAUUCGCCCUCAAUGUCUUCGUCGGCUACGCAGAGCAAGUCAUCGAGUUGUUGCUUACAACAUUCACGGCUUCUCAGACCAACACCAUAUCUACUGUGCGACUAUAUGUUGACGCCUUCGGAGUCUAUAGAGACGGUAAACUCCCAGAGAUCGGACUCAAUGCCUGGUUUAUCGAAGAACUGGGGGAUAUGUGUCAGCUCGUUAGCCUAAGCGAGGUGACACUGAUCUGGUUUGGCAGUGACAUUGAAGUUGUCAGAGAGCAUUUGGAGAUGGCUGUGUUGUCGAUUUUCAAGGAAGCCGGUCGAGCAGACAUUAAGAUUUCGGUGCGGUACUUUGACUGAGGUAUUAAGAUUGGGGGAUUGAGAAGGGGAAACUCAAG